AAAGGUGGGGGGAAGAUAAGAUGAGAUGAAAAAGAGAGAAAUCGGUAACAGGCCUUAGCCGAUCGAAAACCGGCAGUUUCAGUAGUGUUGUAGAGGCGAUCGGACUGUGCGUACCGUUCUGUCCUCCUUAGGCACUUCUUCGUUGCGGUUGCCUCCUCAGACGUUGUCGGUCUCUCGAGGAAGAGCCACGGUUCUUCAGGUACAGUACCUAUUUCGCGGUCGUUGGAUUAUUUAACAAUAAUUUCAAAAAAAAAAAAGUGUUUUCGAUUAUAGUGAGUAAAAAAAAAACCCGUGUUUCGAUUUAAUAGUGCAAGAGACUACACAAGGAUUUAAUUUUCUAAAUUUUUUUUUUUUGUGACUUCAAUAUUUUUGUCCUUGUUGUCUUAUAAAUCAAAAAAGGUGUCAUCUUUCUGGAAUUUUGUUGGUGUCAUUUUAAUAAUUUUUGUUUUUUAUUUUUUGAGGAAAUUUUUGUACCGGAAAUUCCUCUAAAGUUAUCCAAGCUAUUUGCAUUCUCGUCGUUGUUGCGCAAACGCCUCUCGCACAACACACUGCAUCAGCAGGUGCUUCCGUCCGCACUACUCCAGUCAUCUCAAUCAAGAACAGCCCCCAUACCAGAAAAGAAAGAAAAAAGAGGUGCAAUAAUUCACAAUGACGAAAUACACGAGAUGCCAAUUUUUAAAAAAAUUUCUACUUCUUCAUGCAACAAUGUACGUUGUUUUCGCCGGCGAAACGACAAUUGUCGCUGCUGCCUCGGACCUAUCAGCAGUUUCCGGUCCAGACUACACUGGACCAUCGGCGGGUUCCGAUGAGUGCGAUCCUGAAAUGGUUGGCUUUGAAUUGGUCACCGGUUAUGUCUACACAGCACCAACAAAUAUGCUCGAAUCUAUACCAGGCAGUCUGAUGCUCACAGACUGCCUGGAGACCUGUCAAGGAAACGACUCCUGUCAAGCUGUCAACUACGAAACCGGUCUCUGUGUUCUGUUCAGCUCCAAUGCAGACAGCAAUCCCGGUGCGCUGUCACAAUCUCAGUUUCCGGUAUUCACUAUCUACGCCCAAAAGAGUUGUUUGGCUGUUAGACCAUGUGAACGAGCAUGGUGCAUCGAUAGAGUGCAAGGACAUCGGCUUCAGGGUCACACGAAAAGAACAACUAAUGCAUCAUCACGUCAACAUUGCUUGGAGCUUUGUCUUGGCGAGAGGGAAUUUCUCUGUCGGUCUGCAAACUACGUAAACGCGACGAAAGAGUGCGAACUCUCGGACAUGGAUAGAUUAACAGUGGCCGGAUCUGGUGCAUUAGAAGCGGCAAAAGGAGUGGAUUACUUGGAAAAUCAUUGCGUGAACGAACCAACAAAGUUGUGUGAUUUCAAGAAAAUUACAGGUCGCAUUCUUAAGACAGUUGACUCGGUCUAUCAAGACGUUGCAAACAUUGAUGAGUGUCGUGAUCUUUGUUUAAGUUCACCAUUCCGUUGUCACUCGUAUGAUUAUGGUGAUACUGGUGAUAUGGUGUGCCGUCUCAGUCAUCAUUCAAGAGCAACACUCUCCGACAUUCAGGAACCCUAUCUAGACGUGCCAGAGGCAUCAACGUACGAGUUGAGUUCUUGCUACAACGUGACAAUCGACUGUCUAGCUGGAGAUAUGGUGACAAGGAUACAGACGAGCAAGCUGUUUAAUGGCAAGGUAUACGCGAAGGGUUCACCCAACUCGUGCGUGAAGGACGUAAAGGGAGUACUGGAAUUCGAACUACGAAUGUCUUAUAGCGAUCUUGAAUGCAAUGUAAAGCAGCAGGGUUUGGGUCGAUAUCUUAACGAUGUGGUUAUUCAACAUCAUGACACUAUUAUCACGAGGUCGGAUCUGGGUUUAGCUGUUACUUGCCAAUAUGACUUGAGCAAUAAAACAGUUUCAAAUGAGGUGGAUUUAGGUGUUCAUGGCGAUGUUACACCAUCAUUGUUUGAGGAGGUUGUUGUUGAUUCACCAAAUGUUGCAAUGAAAAUUACCGAUCGCAGCGGAAAAGAUGGAGUGCCAUCGGCUGAAGUUGGUGACCCUUUAGCGCUCAAAUUUGAAAUUCUUGAUCCAAACAGUCCAUAUGAAAUAUUUGUACGUGAAUUGGUUGCAUUGGAUGGCGUUGAUUCAAGUGAAAUUGUUCUCAUUGAUUAUCGUGGCUGUCCAACGGAUCAAGUGAUUAUGGGACCACUUUAUAAAUCUACCAACACUGGCAAGAUUUUGCUCUCACACUUUGAUGCUUUCAAAUUCCCAAGUUCAGAAGUUGUGCAAUUCCGCGCAUUGGUCACACCCUGUAUGCCAACAUGUGAGCCAGUUCAAUGUGAUGUUGAGGAAUCAACUGGAGAUGUACGAUCGGUAAUAUCAUUUGGUCGCCGUCGUCGUAGACGAUCAACAUCAUCGCAAUCACGUGAAGAUCUUCUCCUCGUGCAAUCAAUUCAAAUCACUGAUAAAUUUGGAUUUGAACGUGACGGUAAACCAAUAAACAUGAAUUCAACGCGUGACAGCAAUUUCAUUGAAAGUGAAGAUAUUUCAAGUGGCUUCAUGGGAAGUUGCAUUAAUUUGGGUGAAGCAAUUGUGGCAGGUACUGUCUUCCUAGUCGCUCAAAUUGCCAUUAUUGCAGCAUGGACAUUCACAUGGCAACGUCGGCGGCAAAUUUUAAAACAUCAGGAGGCACUCUCCGUUUCUGUUUCUGUACCCGGUAUGCAUUCAGGUCGUGCCGAUAGUCUCUGCAAAUUAUACGACGCUGGCUAUUCGCGACGCUUUUAAAUACAGAAAAUAAAAAAUAGGGAUCCUGAAAAUCUCGCUUUUUCCUGUCAAAAAAAAAAAGGGAGAACUUUUCCGCGUAAUCGACCAGUAAACGCUUCAAGUCAAUCUUUUUUAAUUUCUUCGCUAGAUUAAAGCUCAAUUCUAUAUAUAAUGUUUCUUCACUGGACGAUUUGCGAUAAUUUUCCUUUGGCAGGAAGAAAGGUGCUUUUUUUUAAGAUAAAAAUUGCGGACUCAUAUCUAUUUUAACUUGGCCAUGGCGAAUAUACUGCUUUUGAUCCGUUCCAUCAACGGGAAUUCUUACGCUCUCUUCUGUGUACCUUUUUAAGUGUGACUGGUUAUUUCUCUAAAAAUUGAUCUUUUAUAAAAAAAAAAAUGGGGAGGGGAGAAAAAUUGAGCAUCGUGCCAAACGUAAUUUAUCUUUCUUUCUCAAAAAAAAAAAAAAACUUUAUGUAUGUGUGUUAAAGCGACACUUGGAUUUUACAAGUCGAAUUCAAAGUGAAAAAAAAGAAGUUCCCUUCUCUCAAUAAAUUACUUGGAAUCCGCUUAGAAUUGUGGUCUCGUGCGAAGCGAGAGAUGGCGGAGAAAAGAGUUUUUCGGACUUGCCAGGAGAGGCGUGGCACACGGCAACAGAGGUGAUGGAGGUCGACAUGUAUUUGCUACGUAGCGCGGAUUCUAAUUAGCAUUGGGAAUCAAGCGUGAUUAUGCAGAUGCUCCAAGUGGGAUAUCAGGACCACGACGUGGCAUUGGGGGUUCAGUUUCGGGGGAUGCCUUGGCACCAAAGGGGUUGGCAGAAGGUUAAUUACCUCUUGUGGUGCCUCUCUCACUCUCUCUAUCUCUAUCUCUCUCUCUCUUGGUUCUAUAUAAGCUUGGCGAACCCCGGGAUUUGAUGGGGUAACUGCUUGAAGGGGUGGAGGGGGUUACUGUUGGCUCACAUCGACGAUAGUUAUCUCACCAUACGGUUCGCGUAACCUCGGAUCCCCUUCUACUUAACCUUAGCCACGUCUCCGUCCUCCAUACUAUGGGCAUGUUAAUUUACAUUGCGGCACGUGACCUUAUCAAUCUGAACCAGCGUUCUCGCGUGGGUACUAUAUAAGGUGCAUCUCAAAAAAAAGAGUAUAAAAGCCAUGCAAAAUUUUAUAGCCAUACACUUUCGAGGUCAAAUCAUUUAUCAAAUUUUUUUUUUUUUUUCUCUAAUAUAUCAAAAAUUCUAAUCGAAGAGCACGCAAACAAAUUUUUUUUUUUUUAUUCAACAUAUUAAAUUAGUUAUAUUCUUUCUUUAGUUCUCUCACUCUUUCACCAAUGAAUCCUAUUUUCGAUGAUAAAGUAAAUCAGAUUAAGUACUAGAUUUCUUGCUUGAAAUGUUUUUGGUCAAAUAACAGUUUUGAUAAUAACAGCCGUUUUAUUAGUUAUUGUGAAAUUCUAUUAGAAGAAGAAGAAAAAAAAACCUUAUUUAGCAGUGAUGAUCUAUAUUCUUACAUGCAAUUUUCGAUUUUUAUUUUGUGAGAAGAAAAUCGUUGUUUUAAUUAAAUGAAAAAAAAGGAGUUUCUUGUGAAAGAGAGAGAAAACACUAUACGACUGAUUUGUUAUAAUGGGACUAAAUUGGGUUUUAAUUGGGAUGACGUUCGUUUUAGAACUGGUAACGAGUGCGCAGCAGUUUUUUUUUUACGGAAAAAAAAGUAAUCUAGGAUUCGAAUAGAGUGCCUACCGACGUAUUUAGUAAAUUAGGUUAGAAGUACGGGUUACGUGCAAUUUUAGAUAAAUGAAAUUCAAUUAGGCAUAUACAUUGGGGGACUCUAGAUUUCAGAAAAAAAAAACAAAAAAAUUUUUAAUUUUUGUGAAAUCGAAUCAAAUAUUAAUUUAGAAAAUGAACUCGUCAAGACAAUUUUGAUAUUUUGUAUUUCUGAAUACUUCGUUUGUCUUGCGGGGUUUGUAAUAGUUUAUUAUUUUUUUUUUUUUAGUGUUUGAUGUUUAAAAAAAAAAAUAUUUCAUCGUCAACACAGUAUUAAGUAUUAACAUUGACGCUAAUUUUUAAAUAUCCGGUGAGCGUAGUAUUUUAUUAAUAUAAAUAAUAAUAAUAAUAAUAAUUUUUGUAGCGCGAUUGAGAGUAUAUAACUCGAAAAUUGUCGCAGGAACGCUGGGGCAGAAAAUAUAAUUAAAAACAAUUUGUGCUCUCUUCCGCCCUCGUAGUUACGUUCCAACGUGUCAACACAAAAGGUGCCUACGUACUACAUAUUAGUAAGUGACUGCAUUUUGCAAUAUGACUUAUAAUUAUGGUUGUUAUCUACGAUAAAGUUAAUAAUUUCGCUAACUAAGCUGACGUAGUAUAAUCAACCUUGCUUGUGGUGAGAGGGUAGAACCAAUUACGCAAGUUUGGCAAAAUAAGAAAAAAAAAAGUAGUAAUUUUUUUUGUAUAAGUGAGCGCAUACCCGUACUUUUAUAUAAAAAAAAAAAAAAAAAAAAACGCGCGGUUGAGACAAUUUAUAUAUAGAAAAUUAUUUCUAGACGUGCGCACACAAUGACGUAAGAAAAAUUCGUGUCUGCUUUUUUAAUAUUUUUUUUUUUUUUGGCUUUGACCUGUUAAGAGAAAUAAGGAAAAUAAGGAGACUUGUUGAUUUUCGAUACGGUACUACCGUCGCUAAUGUCGAUUUCACGGGAACGGGUCCAGUGCGAUCGACGAUUCGACCCGAAGGAAUUGUAUUGUGUCUCCUGACUCCGAAAGAUCGCAAAAAUGGAUUUAAAAAAAAAAAAGACGGAGAAUUUUUCUUACGUUUGUGAAUUUUUCUAGUGGUAAUAGCUGACGCACUUUCCAUCGAGUUGAGUCCAUCAAUUUUUUUUUUUUUAUAUUACAAACAACUCGAUGCAAACUGCCAAUAUAUCGAUGUAAGAUCAAUCAAUAUAACUAUAAAAUAAUUUUCUCUAUGCGUAUAUAUAUAUAUAUAUAUAUAACGAACAGAUUAUUAUAUUAAGUAAAUAGUGGGACAAUUUUCGGGCUCGAGGACGAACUUUCAAAAAGAAAAAAAAAAGUAUUUGCAUUUUGCGAUUUCCGACGUCUUGGGGGUUUUUUUUGUGUGUUUCUUUCUACAAUGUGCGUUUGUUGAUAUAUCUUUUAUCUUGCUCUUAUUUUUAUUUUUUUUUUAUUUUUUUGGGUGGAAUGUCUGUGAGAGUGUAGACGUCGAAACUCGUCCCCGAGCCUUGGAUAUGUGUGCGUCUGUCUCUCGUAUACAAGCUCGAAAGUGUAUAAGUUUUGCUCUGUACUUUUGACAAUCGUAAACAUCCUUAUAUAUCUUUUCACAUUUUAUUCUUUAUCAAAUUGCAAAAGCAUUUUCUCCGAAACUUGUCUACAUUUAUAAUGACACGAUUGUACAGAAUGUACACGACAAACUGUACUUCUCACAUCACCGCAACGACAUCGCUUAUUUAUUUUUACGUCUACAUUAUUUUCUUGUAUUCUCAUUUUCUGUCUCUCAUAUCUCUCUCUCUCUCUCUUACUCAUCACACACAUUCUUUCUUCAUCUUUCACUUUCAUCUUUUUUUUUUUUUUCUCUCUCAUUUUACGAGCUUAGUUUUACUACGAAAUGCUAUAAGUAAUUUAACGACUAUUUUUACAAACGAUAUUAAACUUAAUGUUUUUUUUUACUAUUAUAAAAGUUCUGUCCCGUCAAACAUCAUCGUACUCAACAGUACCGUUACGUUGUACAUAGAACAUAUGGUACAGAGAAAUAAAUUCAUUUUCUAACGAA
This is a messenger RNA of Leptopilina boulardi, 6503 nucleotides long. RefSeq lists its product as uncharacterized. Bases 649 to 2763 code for a protein of 704 amino acids. The record is from RefSeq and is a predicted model, not a curated record. The transcript is spliced from 6 exons. Lineage: Eukaryota; Metazoa; Arthropoda; Insecta; Hymenoptera; Figitidae.